Molecule: messenger RNA, 7362 nt
Organism: Pristis pectinata (smalltooth sawfish)
Lineage: Eukaryota; Metazoa; Chordata; Chondrichthyes; Rhinopristiformes; Pristidae
Gene: mtrr
Product: 5-methyltetrahydrofolate-homocysteine methyltransferase reductase
Exons: 15
Coding region: 24-2372 (782 amino acids)
Biological process (GO): homocysteine metabolic process
Cellular component (GO): cytosol
Molecular function (GO): flavin adenine dinucleotide binding; [methionine synthase] reductase (NADPH) activity; FMN binding
Source: RefSeq, a predicted model, not a curated record
UCCUGCACUUCCGCCGUGUGCCGAUGUUGAGAGUGAGUGGAGCGUUUAAAGUAUCGGACGGGGUUUGCCGUCGGCUUUCGCUGUUCUUCCACCGGUCGUCGAUACAUUGGGACCGCGCUCUCCACCGCCGUGCCUCUCAGCAGAAGGGCUUUUAUGAUCGAAUACCAUCUCUCACCCCGAGAGCGGUUCUCACUGCAGCUGUCACAAAAAGGGCAUUUGUUGCAAUCAGUCCAUCAACCUGGUGCCUUGCGAUGACAUUGGAAGCCAAGUGCCGAUUUUUAUUGCUUUAUGCCAGUGAAAAGGGACAAGCAAAAGCAAUUGCUGAAGAAAUUACCGAAAAAGCAGAUGGAAAAGGAUUUGUAGCUGAUCUACAUUGCCUGAGCCAACUGGAAGAGUUUAACCUAGAGAAAGAAGGUGCUCCAGUUGUUAUAAUUGCCUCCACGACUGGUAGUGGGGAGCUCCCAGGUACAGCAAAGAAAUUUUUCCAAGAAAUUUGUGGCAUUUCAGCACCUCAUCAUUAUGCACACAUAAAAUACACAGUAUUAGCUCUUGGAGAUUCAAGUUACACUUUUUUUGCUCAUGGUGGGAAGAUGAUUGAUGAGCAACUUCAGCGGCUUGGUGCAGAUCACUUCUAUGCAACUGGAUAUGCAGAUGAUAGUGUUGGAUUGGAAUUGGUUGUCGAUCCUUGGAUUGAUGGUCUUUGGGAUACCUUGAAGAAUGUGUGCCAGAAGCAAGAAGAAAGGAACAGUGAUGGAGAGAGAAUGCCUGAUACAAAUGAUGGUUCAAGAAUCAACAAACUUGAUGUUAACAGUCCUGGUCUUUCAACAGAAAUUCAAUUAUUGAGAUUAGAUACAAGUGUGUCAGCGGUAGCUGAAAACUCAAUUAUGACAUCUGAGAAUUUGGAACAGAACACAUUGGUGGCAGGGUCACAGGAGCAUUAUCCAGUGCCAGCCUGGGUACCGUCUGAGAAACCACUAUCAGAAGCUCCUCUGACUAUCCCUACUCUGCCAAUAGAGUAUAUAAAUGUGGAAUUUCAGAAAUAUACAGAACAGGAUUCUUCGCAAGGAUGUUUUUCCCUUGCACCAGACUUCCCUGUGUUUCAGGUACCAGUGACGAAAGCAAUUACUCUGACCCGGGAGGAUGCAGUGAAAACUGCGUUAUUCUUAGAACUUGAUAUUUCUAAUACAUCAAUAACAUAUCAGCCUGGUGAUGCUUUCAGUGUUAUAUGUCCUAAUAGUGAAAGUGAAGUGGAAUACUUAAUUCAAAGGCUUGGGCUUGGAGACAAGAGAGACCACAUUGCUGAUUUAUCCAUCCGACCAAACAGCAAGAGAAAAGGUGCACGCCUGCCUGAUUACAUACCAAAAAGGAGUACCCUGCAGUUCAUUCUGACUUGGUGCCUGGAAAUACGAGCAGUUCCUAAAAAGGCAUGUUUGCGAGCAUUAGUUGAAUACAUAUCUGACCCCAGUGAGAAACGACGAUUGCAAGAACUAAGCAGCAGACAGGGUGCAGCAGACUACAACCGCUACAUCAGAGACUUCAACGUUUGCCUGCUUGAUAUUCUUAGAUCUCUUCCAUCAUGCCAUCCACCAUUUAGCCUACUUGUAGAACAUUUACCAAAGCUGCAAGCUAGAUCUUAUUCAGCUGCAAGCUCAUCCAAAUAUUAUCCUGGGAAACUUCAUUUUGUUUUCAACAUUGUUGAGUUUCCAUCUACGCCUGUGCAGCCUAUUGCUCGGAGAGGAGUUUGCACAGGUUGGCUGGCACAGCAGGUUACAGCAGCACUUCAAAGCUAUGACAGUGAAGCUACAAUUGGCAAUUCUUUGUCAAAUAAGUUUGCACCAACACAGAUUUCUAUUUUCAGUCGGCAGAACACAUUUUUCCAUCUACCCUCUGAUACUGCAGUUCCUAUCAUCAUGGUGGGGCCUGGAACUGGCAUUGCUCCCUUCAUAGGUUUCUUGCAACACCGACAAAAACAAAGGGAGGAGUAUCCUGAGUGUACUUUUGGAGAAACUUGGCUAUUCUAUGGCUGCCGGCAUUGUGAUCGAGACUAUCUAUUUCGAAAAGAAUUGAGACAUUUUCUCAGUAAUGGUACCUUAACACAACUGAAAGUCUGUUUCUCAAGAGACACGACAGAUGGAAAACCAAAAUAUGUUCAACAUUUACUCCAGCACUUGGCUCAUGAGGUCACAAAAAUAUUGCUGAGUGAAAAUGGUUAUUUGUAUGUUUGUGGAGAUGGCAAGAAUAUGGCUAAAGAUGUGAACACUACUCUGACUGAAAUUAUAUCCGAAAAGUUGGGAGUGAAUACUCUGGAAGCUAUGAGAAUUAUAGCCAAUCUUCGUGAAGAGAAGCGCUACCUGCAGGAUGUCUGGAGUUAAAUGAUUCUUGAGAGAAGGAUUCAAAACUAAUCGUGUGUUUUUAAUCUUUUUGCAAAGACCAGAGACAUUUUUAACCUUUUAUAAAUCUAGGAAGAAAUGUUGGAAAGACACUAUUCUUUUAGGCAAAAUGAUUGGAUUUUUUUCAGCACAGCUCCAUGUGAGAGACAAUAAUUGAGGAUAAUGGUAAUGUCCCUCUUCUUGAUAAACAUUAUUCCGACAGAAGCAAAUGAUAAAAGCUUGUCAAACAUCUUUCUGUAGGAUGCUCCACCAAAUGCAGACACUACUUUUAAGAGUUGCUGUCGGUGAUUAUGUUUCUGCUCUUUGAUGGACUGUCCCAUAAAACAGCAGUUUCUCUUUCUUUGUGUAACUCUUAAUGCUACAUUUGACAAAAUCAGUGGAAGUGUAAUAUUUAUGCAAAUUUUAAGACAUGCCAUUUGAAACCUUCAUUAGUAAGGUUUAGUUAUAGGCAACGCAGAGCUAUGAUUGAAGACUCCAGCAGUUUCAGUACAUUUAUACCAUGAUAUGCAAGUUUCAUUUUUAGAAAUUCUCAGGAAUAGUCAUGGACCAUUGGUUUCCCACAUUUUACCAUCUUAUUCAUCGUGCUGUCAUUUUUCACCACCUUUAACUUGUGUACCGAAUUGUUCUUUUUCAUUCAUUUCAUAAUUUCAUUAAAAAAAACACUCAAGGACAUCACACCUUCACCACCUGGCUCAAUAUUAUCUCAGAAUCACACAUCACAGAAGCGGGGCCCUUUCAGCUCACCUCAUCCAUGCCAACUGUGAUGCUUAUCAAUGCUAAUUCCAUUUGCCUGUAUCCCUCUAUGCAUUUCCUGUCUAAGUACCUGUCCAAAUGCCUUUGAAAAGUUGUAAUGGUAUCUGCACCUACCACUUCCUCUGGCAUCUCAUUCCAGAUAACCACUACUACUCUGUAUGGGAAAAAUCUAUUCCUCUUAGGUAUCUUUUAAAUUUCUCUCCUUUCACCUUAAACCUGUGCCAUUUAGUUCUAGACUCCCUGCCCUGGAAAAAGAUUCUGACUAUAUAUCCUAUCUAUGCCCCUCAUAAUUUUAUAAACUUCUGUAAGGUCAACCCUCAGCCUUCUAUGUUCCAAUGAUAAUAAAUGCAGUCUAUCCAAACUCUUCUUAUAACUAUAGCCCCCAAUUACAGGCAAUGUCCUGGUGAACCUCUUCUGUGCUCUCUCUAUUGCUACCACACCCUUCCUGCAGUGUGGCAACCAUAACUGUACACAAUACUCCAAAUGCAGUGCAACCAAUGUUUUGGGUACUGCAACGUGAUAUCCCAACUGUUAAACUCAAUGUCUCAGCCUAUGAAGACAAGUAUACCAAAUGCUGCCUUUAUUAUCCUAUCCACCUGUGUUGCCACUUUCAGCAUGCUAUGGACUUGCACCCCAAGGUCUGUCUGUGCAUCAAUGCUCCAUUUACUCUCUUUGUCCUAUCAGAAUUUGACCUCUCAAAGUGCAUUACCUCGCACUUCUCUGGAUAAGAUUCCAUCUGCCACCACUUCGCCCAAUGUCCCACUGUAUCCUUAGAUAACCUUCUUCGCUAUUUACGAUGCCGUCAAUUUUUGUGUUAUCAGUCCAUCUAAAUUUUCAUCCAAGUCAUUUAUAAAUGUUACAAACAACAAAGAUCCCAGCACUGAUCCCUGUGGUCCAUCACUGGUUACCGAUUUCCAGUCAGAAAAACACCCAUUCACCACUACUCUCUGCUUCCUAUCACCAAGCCAAUUUUGGAUUCAGUUUGCCAGCACGCCCUGGAUUCCUUGUGCCUUAACCUUCUGGACCAGCCGGCCAAGUGGGACCUUGUCAAAUGCCUUACUGAACUCCAUGUAAACCAUGUCUACUGCUCUGACUUCAUCAAUUUUCAUAGCCACUUCCUCAAAAAACCCAAUCAGGUUUGUGGGACUUGAUCUCUCCUGCGUAAAACUAUGCUUCUCCAACAACUUCCCGAUCACUGAUGCAAGGCUCACUGGCCUGUACUUCUCAUGCUUAUCUCUACUGCCCUUGAACAAGGGGACGACAUUACUAUCUAACUUCUGUGAUCUGUGAAAUUUCUCCUAUUUCUCGUAGUGUGGUAGGAGGUCAUUUGGCCCAUUGAAUCUAUGCUGGCGCUCAUAGUAUUCCCAUCAGCCCCAUUCCUGCACUUACUUUCCUUCUCUUGCAUCAGCUCUCCACUGAUUCUCCUGCCAUGCACCUACACAAGGGGUAGUCUACAAUAACUGACUAGCAUAUGUUGGAGGAAACUGGAGCAUUUAUGGAAAUCCAUGCAGUUACAAGGAGAAUAUGCAAACUCCAUAUGGAUAGCACCAAACAUCAGAAUUAAACCCAGGUCCCUAGAGCAGUGAGGCAUCACUCUGCUACACAGUUUGUAACCUUUGUGAUCCUUGAACAAAGGAAAUAAACUUAUUUCAUUACUUUUAAAACAACUAGGCACAUGUGGAUGCAACGCCUCAUCAUAAAAUUUGAAGUUUAAAGGUCUGUUGAUUUAUAAUCAGAAUAUGAAAUUCUCUAGCUUUUGCCUCCUCCCCAGAUUUUUGUUAACAAUUUCAAUUUUAGUUCUGUGUUCCUGUGUUCCUAAGGAAGAGUUAAAGUGUUUUUGUUGAAAGAUAUGCAUUUAUGUUUGCAGGCUUUUUUUAUAUGUAUGUUAUAUUCAAAAUCUUUUAGGAUUCAGGUAGUCACCAUAUGUCAAGUUUUGCAUGUGAAUAUUUGAAAGUUACAUUGCAGUCAUGAAGGAAGUUGGGCAAAAAGCUUGAUGAGCUCAAGAAAAAUUUACAUGAAUAGGAACAUUUUUACUGAUUAGAAAUGAAAUAGCAAUACAUAGUCUACAGAAGCAAUUCAGGAUUCAAAUUGAUAUCACAGCCUGGAAUUUGCAUUCAUUAGUUAAAGAACAGCUACCCACAUAAUGUAAACUGGCUUUUCAGCAGCAAUGUCAUUUUGCCUUCUGUGGAAAAGAUCUGAUAUGCAUGAGCAGGUGAAGACACAAUGUGGCUCUUCAGCCAGUCUACACUGAGAAAUCUUCACUGAGUCGCACGUGUAGGAAUUGGAUCACCUGGUGCUAUCAUCUUUUUCAGGGCUGUAGAUCCCAAUUUGUGGGGAAUUUGAAUUGUGACUUGCAAUUGCUGUAUUAUGAUUCUGUAUACGAGUAGUAUGCAAAGAAGGCUGCAAUCCAUACUCUGUUGAUGCUUGCCCUCCAGGUUUGAGGUGGGUCUACACACCUUGCUCACUAUGACCGACCACGGCACACAGGAAACCAGGUUUGGACAGCAGGAAUAACCUGGUGAAUAGUUGGAGGAGAACCAUUGCACUCACUGAAAAUUGAAAAGUUGAGCUGCAAGUAUUGCUCUGAUUUGUACAGAAAAUGGAGGUGAGGUUUCCCUUUGAUAAUACCAGGGUGGUUUUGCUCCCUCUGGGCUUUCAGCAUGACCAGGAACAGGAGGAGUGGGCUCAAAAGUAAGGCCACUGCUCCAGUGACUGCAGUGAAGUGAGGGGGAGAAGAGCUCUGGCCUGAAGAAUCUAUCCAAUAAUACUUCUAUCUCCACCCACUCUUGUGCCCGUCUAUUUAGAGGAUGGGAUGUUCAAAGGAAGCAGUUAUUGUAGUCUACAAGCUGCUGUAGUGACUGCAUCGCCUGUCACCUUGAAGCCCACAGUUUACCUAAACUCCUUAGUCUCCAGAUCAUUGCGGGCUAAUUUAUUCCACAUUUCAGUUUGCAACCCGCAUUUUCCAGUGGAAUUUGAAGCUCAUGGCUGCAGACUUGAAGCCAGAAAGGAUAAAUUAGAUUUAAGCAUGUGCAGAAAGUGAGAUAGAGAGGGCAACAAUGGUUGAAUUAAGAGAGAGAAAUAAGAUGGAAAAAAAUGAUAUUUUGUAUUUCAAGCAGUAAUUAAAUUCUGAAGGAAUGAGACUCAUUGCCAGAGUGGUUGAUCAGCAAUAAUUAACACUUAACCAUGCUAUGAACAAUACCCGUUCACCUGUAUGGUCAAAUGAUUUCCCAACAGCUAAUCAUUGAUGUUUCACACUUUUAUUCAAGGUUUUUCAGCCUAUAGCAAGAUAAAAAGCUCCCCAAUAAUCUUGGAUAAUUUGUUGAGUGAAAACUUCACAAAAAAUCUGACAUAUUUUACAUUUGUUCCUUAACCUGGUAAAAGGUGCAUUACAUGGGACAUUGAAGUCUAGAAACAUCUCCAAGAUAAGGCAAGGCUGAUAGGAUGGAAAUAAAUGCCUGAAGUAUUGCUGAGGGAGAGGAGAAAAUUUAAUUGCCUAAAAAAAAUCUUAUUUUUUUAAAGUUUUGUUCAAGUUCCAGAGUUAUGGGAAAAGAUGAAAAUAUUAUAAAGUUGCAAAUUUGCAUUAAUGUGAAAAAUAUUUAACAUUCAAAAAAUUUAUAGACAUUUAAAACUAACAAAUCAUGUAAAUGCAAGGUAAAUAAAAAUUAUCCAAUCCUUGGAUAUUACAUUGCCAUUUAUAAGAUUUUAUUCCAUAAUCAUCUUCUGGUACCGUAAUUAAAAUUUGAGAACUGGCAAAAGAGAUCCUUGCAUCCUUCUAACCCAAAGCUCUAAAAUUUUCUGGCAAUUGAUGGGCAGUUUGUCCUAGCUCUUUGUUUCCAUAGGCUCUGUUAAUUUUAACAUCUGAUUAUUUUUUCCCCCCACUCCACCACUCGCUCUCAGCAUAUGGGGGAGCGCUGAGUCUCUGACGGCAUCGGGAUCUCAGCUACAUGGACAGAGAUCCUACAUUGGUGUCAGCUGCAUGGUACAAUGAUGGCAAACGAUGACUGCCCCUCCAUCAUUACAGCCAUAGAAUUAUGAAUCUAUUAAGAUAUUGGCACAGCAGCCCAGAGUAGAACAACAACCCACCUUCUGGAUUUUCACAUUUAACUCUGUAUAAUUGGACUACAGAAGUUACUGUUCUACUUACUCCAUUACAAUUAGUGCACUACUUAUCCUUACCAUUAUUCUCAAUCCAAACUACAGCAUUUUCAUAAACUUGCUU